AAAACUUUUCAGUUUUUAACAAAUCGCCUUCGAAGCUACAACCAAACCUUGAGAUGAAACCGCGAAAUUUUAAUUUGGUUUAUGUAGCCACAUUACUUCUAACAAUGAAUAUUAUAUUGGCUGAGUGCGACUAUCACUUCGAAGAUUAUAGUAGUUCCGAAGAAGAUACUUCUUCCGGUUGUCGAACCAUUUGGGGUACAGACGGUACUUGUAAAACUUUACGUGAGUGUCCUCCGGAUCAGUGGUCGGGAUCGCAUCGUGACAUUUGUUUUCGUGGAAGAUAUCAAAAAAUUGUUUGUUGUCAGAAUCAUAAACAUAAACAUCCUGAAUCACAUAGGCCACCGCGAAAUGAUAACACAGAUCGUACUCGGGAAAAAUUGAAUGGAGUUUCCGGCGACGAGAAAAAAAAUAAGGAUAAUAAAGGAAUGCGUAUCAGUGAGCAAAAGUUUGAAGAAUACAUGAACAAGAUAUUUGAUAAUACCACGAGCGAACCGAAUAUACAAGGCCGGACACCAACUAGACCAGGAGAAUAUCCGCAUAUGUCUGCACUCGGUUGGAUUCUCGAAACGGACGAAAUCGACUGGAAAUGUGGCGGAAACUUAAUAAGCGACUUUUUUGUUUUGACUGCAGCACAUUGUGUAUCAGUAAAUGGCAAAACACCAGACUUAGUUAAAAUCGGAGAUUUAAAUUUAGUCGAAAGAGAAGAUACUGUAUUCCCUCAAACGUUCCGAGUGAUAAAGACGUAUAUUCACCCUAUGUAUGACUCUGCUGCGUACUAUAAUGAUAUUGGACUUAUUGAAUUGAAUAGGAAAGCUAUUUUCACAGAGUUUGUCCGACCUGCUUGCCUCUGGAGCAAACCUGAAAUUCCCCACGAUAAUGUUGUAGCCAUGGGGUACGGAUCUACUGAAUUUGGCGGGGUUCAAACAAAGACUUUAACCGAAUUGAAGUUAACAAUUAUGAAUAAUACAGAAUGCAACAGUCGACUACCACCGAUUCCUGCAGCCAAUCUUGGAGUAAUCGAGUCUCAAAUUUGCGCGAUAGAUCCUAGCGGACGCACAGAUACAUGCCAGGGUGAUUCUGGCGGACCACUUCAAAUGAAUGCAAUGAAACAUGGCAGACCUUACUAUUAUUUAAUUGGGAUCACAUCCUAUGGAAUCUUCUGUGGCGGUAAAUAUCCAAGUGUUUACACGAGAAUUCCUUCAUUUGUGGAAUGGAUAGAAAAUAUAGUGUGGCCCUUCUAAAAUUGAAUAAAAUGUGGAAAUAUUUCCCAAUUACAAGUUCAAUAAAAUUAAUUAUUAAAUUUAUGUAAGUUGAAACUGAUAAUGAAAUAAGUAUUGCUAAAAUGUACAAUUGAUAGAAUUUUAGUUUACGAAGUUCAGACAAUGUUAUAUUUUGGAAUAUAAUUUUUAAUAUUCCUUUAGCUUAAGAAAUGUGUAAAUAUACAGAAAUUUGUUCAAAUUAAA
Messenger RNA from Hermetia illucens (black soldier fly), 1463 nucleotides. RefSeq names its product serine protease snake-like. Gene Ontology annotation, biological process: proteolysis. The transcript has 6 exons. Lineage: Eukaryota; Metazoa; Arthropoda; Insecta; Diptera; Stratiomyidae. The record is from RefSeq and is a predicted model, not a curated record. The coding region runs from base 54 to 1241 and encodes 395 amino acids. Gene Ontology annotation, molecular function: serine-type endopeptidase activity.